AGGGGCGCGGAGCCGAGCCGGGCCCGCGCCGCGCGCCCCGCCGGGCGGGCUUCGGGCUGCGCCAGCAAGCCGGGCCGGUGGCGCCCUCGUCGAAGACCCCGCGCCAGAUCCUGAGGCAGCGAGUCUCUGGGGCAGGUGUUCCCAGGUGCGGACUUGAGACAAAGGAACAAGGAAGCAGGGCCUCCCUGAGUACAGAGGAGAACACUGCAGUCCAGGAUGGCCCAGUCGGCCCUUCCAAAGUCGGGCAGCUGGUUCGGGCCGAGCCCCGACUGCGAGAGUGAGGCACAUGGCCCCUGCAGACCGGGCCGCGGAGGGUCCCAGGCUUGAGGACCCGUCGGCCCCCCACCUCUUUGGAAAGGCAAGGAGAGGAGCCUGCGCUGGUAGUGAGCCUCCACUUCUGCCCUUGACUGCAACGCCCUAGUGCCCUCCUGGCUUAGUCAUGGCGAAGCUGGAAACACUGCCUGUGCGCGCCGACCCAGGGCGGGAUCCCCUCCUGGCCUUUGCCCCGCGGCCCUCUGAGCUCGGACCCCCGGACCCUCGCCUGGCCAUGGGCAGUGUGGGCAGUGGGGUGUCCCACGCCCAGGAGUUCGCCAUGAAGAGUGUGGGCACCCGCACAGGGGGUGGGGGCAGCCAGGGCGGUUUCCCUGGCCCCCGUGGCAGUGGCAGUGGGGCCAGCAGGGAGAGGCCGGGCCGCUACCCAUCAGAGGACAAGGCUCUCGCCAACUCCCUCUACCUCAAUGGCGAGCUGCGGGGCAGUGACCACACAGAUGUCUGUGGGAAUGUGGUGGGCAGCAGUGGUGGCAGCAGCAGCAGCGGCGGCAGUGAUAAGGCCCCACCACAGUAUCGUGAGCCCAGCCACCCACCUAAGCUCCUGGCCACCUCUGGCAAGCUAGACCAGUGCUCAGAGCCGCUAGUUCGGCCUUCAGCCUUCAAGCCUGUUGUACCCAAGAACUUCCACUCCAUGCAGAACUUGUGCCCCCCGCAGACCAAUGGGACCCCUGAGGGACGACAGGGCCCUGGUGGUCUCAAGGGCGGGCUGGACAAGUCUCGGACCAUGACUCCAGCAGGCGGGGGUGGGGGCGGCCUCUCAGACUCUGGCCGGAACUCACUCACAAGUCUGCCCACCUACAGCUCCAGCUAUAGCCAGCACCUGGCGCCCCUCAGUGCCUCCACCAGCCACAUCAACCGCAUCGGCACUGCCAGCUAUGGGGGUGGCAGCGGCAGCAGUAGUGGUGGUGGGUCGGGCUACCAAGACCUGGCAACCUCUGACAGUGGGCGGGCCUCCAGCAAGAGUGGGUCCUCCUCAUCCAUGGGGCGGCCAGGCCACCUGGGAUCGGGGGAGGGCGGAGGUGGAGGCCUGCCAUUUGCAGCCUGCUCACCACCCUCGCCCAGUGCUCUGAUCCAGGAGCUAGAGGAGCGGCUGUGGGAGAAGGAGCAGGAGGUGGCAGCUCUGCGGCGCAGCCUGGAGCAGAGCGAGGCGGCGGUGGCCCAGGUGCUGGAGGAGCGGCAGAAGGCGUGGGAGCGCGAGCUGGCGGAGCUGCGGCAGGGCUGCAGCGGGAAGCUGCAGCAGGUGGCCCGCCGCGCUCAGCGUGCCCAGCAGGGCCUACAGUUGCAGGUGCUGCGGCUGCAGCAGGACAAGAAGCAGCUGCAGGAGGAGGCAGCCCGGCUGAUGCGGCAACGGGAAGAGCUUGAGGACAAGGUGGCGGCCUGCCAGAAGGAGCAGGCCGACUUCCUGCCCCGGAUGGAGGAAACUAAGUGGGAGGUGUGCCAGAAGGCUGGGGAGAUUUCCCUCCUGAAGCAGCAGCUGAAGGACUCGCAGGCGGACGUGUCCCAGAAGUUGAGUGAGAUAGUGGGGCUGCGCUCGCAGCUGCGGGAGGGUCGGGCCUCGCUGCGGGAGAAGGAGGAGCAGCUGCUCAGCCUGAGGGACUCCUUCAGCAGCAAACAGGCCAGCCUGGAGCUGGGGGAGGGCGAGCUGCCUGCGGCCUGCCUCAAGCCGGCGUUGACCCCCAUGGACCCUGCCGAGCCGCAGGAUGCGCUGGCCACCUGUGAGAGCGACGAAGCCAAGAUGCGCCGUCAGGCUGGGGUGGCCGCUGCUGCCUCCUUGGUUUCCUUGGAUGGGGAGGUGGAUGCUGGUGGGGAGAGUGGGACACGGGCCCUGCGGCGGGAGGUGGGGCGGCUGCAGGCUGAGCUGGCGGCUGAGCGGCGAGCCCGGGAGCGCCAGGGCGCCAGCUUCGCAGAGGAGCGCCGCGUGUGGCUGGAGGAGAAGGAGAAGGUCAUCGAGUACCAGAAGCAGCUGCAGCUUAGUUAUGUGGAGAUGUACCAGCGCAACCAGCAGCUGGAGCGGCGGCUGCGAGAGCGUGGGGCUGCGGGAGGUGCCAGCACGCCUACCCCUCAACAUGGCGAGGAGAAGAAAGCCUGGACCCCCUCCCGCCUCGAGCGCAUUGAGUCCACAGAAAUCUGAUUCCCUAGCUGGGCAUGUGGCCUUUUGACAAAUGCCCUGUCAAAGGCCAGAGUCCCCAGUAUCCCGUCCCCGCCAUCUCUCUUCCCCACAUCUCCUACCACAUCCCCAGACCAAAGAGGUUCUCAAAGCAGCUGUGACUAGGUCCCCCCUCUACCACUCUACCAGCUCUACCACUGCCCCUUUGGGCAGCCCACUCGAACCCUCUUCCCAAGGAGGGAAUGGGGGAGGGCAGAGUGAGUGGGGAUAAGGGGCCCCGGCAGCAGGGGAGCCAUGCUCCCUUUCUUGGCCCUCCCUCGUUGGAGAUGGAGGCGGCAGGCCUGCAGUGCCAUGAGGUGACCCAACCCUUAGGUGGGUCUGGGCUGCUACUGUUGGCCACCCUGUGUCCAGUGAUGCUCUCUAUGCUCACCUCCUAGGCCACGUAGCCUGAGGGGGCCUGCAUGGGGUCUGCCAAAGCUGACAGACCUUGGGCUCCUGGCCUCUCUCCUUCCUGCACUAGUCUCCCUCCCUGGGCAGACUGGCGGGACAAGUGGGAGCAGACGGCCUGUCUGUGGUUGAGAGGGCUACCUGUCCAGCCCCUCCCCACAAGGUCUCUUGGGCCCAGGCCUCAGAGCCUGGUCUGGUCCUGAGUAUGGGUCCAUAUGUGUGUGCUGGGGGAGGGAAGAGCUGGGGCUGGAGGCUUAGUGCCCAGGGAAGAUCUGCCCUCCUGUUCUUGGGAAGGGUCACCUGGAGGCUUCUUAGCUCUACCCUCACCCUUCUGGCCAGGAUCCACAGGGCGACAGCCCCAUCUGCUUGGUUGACCCCACACCCGGGGCCACUGUCCAGCUCUAACUACAGCUAUUAAGUGCUACCUGCCUCUCAGGCACUACCCUCACCCAGUUUCUGAGGUUAUAUGAGUGUCUGUGAUGUCUUCCUGUGUCUUCCCCCACUCAAUUCCCCCAGCCUCCUUUCAUGC
Ceratotherium simum simum (southern white rhinoceros) is the source of this 3413-nucleotide messenger RNA. Lineage: Eukaryota; Metazoa; Chordata; Mammalia; Perissodactyla; Rhinocerotidae. The record is from RefSeq and is a predicted model, not a curated record.